This is a messenger RNA of Dichomitus squalens LYAD-421 SS1, 4890 nucleotides long. RefSeq names its product ARM repeat-containing protein. Gene Ontology annotation, molecular function: small GTPase binding. The transcript has 19 exons. The record is from RefSeq and is a predicted model, not a curated record. Gene Ontology annotation, biological process: protein import into nucleus. Gene Ontology annotation, cellular component: nuclear envelope; cytosol. The coding region runs from base 1 to 3072 and encodes 1023 amino acids. Lineage: Eukaryota; Fungi; Basidiomycota; Agaricomycetes; Polyporales; Polyporaceae.
AUGGCGUCCUCGGAAAUUGCACAAUGCCUAUCUGCCACCCUUUCUACGGAUACAAACACGCGUAUAUCUGCAGAGCUCAAGCUCAGUCAGCUCCUGAACUCGCCAGAAGCCGCGUUGGCUUUAUCGCAGCUAGUCCUGACCUCAGAGGCUGAUUUGUCUCUCAGACAGUCUGCUGCUAUCAUUCUGAGGAAAUAUGUCACCGAACAUUGGUCUCCAUACUUCUCCCAGUUCAAGGGCAACGCACCACCACCAGAGGUUAAGACUCAGAUCCGCCAGGCAGUCUUCCAAGGUCUUUCAGACCCUACCCGCAAAAUUCGUUCACUAUGUGCACGCGUUCUCUCCUCAAUAGCAAACUCCGACUGGCCUGAUGAAUACCCCGAACUCCUCAACUCUCUGAUCGGCCUCCUCUCCUCCCUCUCACCUGACUCCGUACACGGUGCUAUGCAAGUCUUCACCGAGUUCAUCAAGUCCGACCUCACUGAGGAUCAGAUCCUUCCCGUACUACGCCAACUCCUCCCCGUCCUCCUCAAUAUCCUCGGUGCCCCUGAGCAACACUCAUCCUUGACACGUUCCCGAACACUAUCUGUCUUCCGCCAAUGCGUCGAGUCGCUAUACAUGGUGAAGGACCAAUACCCCGAGGCGGUCAAGGAGGCGACCAGCUCUGUGCUCCCGGUCUGGCUUGACGCGUUCAAGACUCUGUUGCGUGUCGACCCCCUUCAGGACGUUGAAAAUACACCUAAUUGGGACGGCCUCGCCAUCCGCAUCCAGGUCUUCAAGACCCUUGACACGAUCCAGACCUCUUUCCCCCGCGCACUCGCCCCGCAUCUCCAAGACCUCCUUAGCGCCGCGCUCCUCCACCUCUCCGUUCUUUACCCUACGUUCCACCACUACUACCUUCAACAGGCCGCCGCCGUUCCGCGCUCAAGCGAGGACGAGACCAUCGAGCUUAUCCACCUCAUCUGCCCGAUGCUGGACUUCGUUGCGAGCGUCGCACGUUCCGGGCGGGCCAAGGACUGGUUCGAGGGCGAUAACUUGUCGAAUCUUGUCACGCUGGAAGAGGAGUGGGCGAAUAACGCGAACGCGUUCGUCGCGCAGGAGUCCGACGACACCUUGUCGUACAGCGUUCGCAUGGCCGGCUUCGAUUUACUUGGGGUUCUGAUUGACCGGAACGCCGUCGCCACAGUCAAGACCUUCGAAGCAACCAUCGCCCGUGUCGUUGCCGAGACUCAACAACACCGCGAGUCCGGCAGCCAAGACUGGUGGCGACCACUGGAAGCUGCCCUUGCGGCUGUCGGCUCGCAGCACGAAGACGUGCUCGACGCGAUCGACGACGAGAUCGACUCUGGACGCGGCAAGCCGAUCGAUAUCGGCUCGCUCUUGACGAACGUCGUCCCCAACUUCCUCAUUCUCUCGCAGUUCCCGUUCCUGCAGGGCCGCGCCUUCGUGUUUGCCAGCCAGUACGCGAAGCUCCUGCCUGGACAGCUCGCGGGCCAGUACCUCGAUGCUGCUAUACAGGUCCUUGAGGCGCCGGAAGCAAGUGUCCCUGUGAAGGUGUCCGCGGUGAAAGCCAUUCACAACUUCUGUCAGAAUGUCGACGACGCGAUCUCCGUGCCCCUCGCGCCGCGGAUCGCCAAAGACAUUGGACCUUUCCUGCCCGUAACAUCCGAGGACACACUCACGCUGGUGCUCGAGACGCUUGCUGCAGUCGUCGAGAUCGACGAAGGCAAAUGGAUCACGGAGGACCUCGCGCGCGCUCUCGUCUCCGCGUGCCUGGACGUCUGGAUGAAGAACAACAAGGACCCGAUCUUCAUCUCGAUCCUCGGGAACGUCUUCCAAUCGCUCGCGAGUUCCCCAGCGUACCAGGCCGUCGUGCAUCAGGCGCUCCCUGCGCUUACAACCGCCCUGAUGAGUGCCACUGAAGUCGACUCGUACGUCGCGAGCGCGGCGUUCGAGCUCGUUGGCGCGCUUGUUGAGGGUGCGCCUGCGAGUGGGCUGGGCGAUGGGUUCUUCGCGAUACUUGCCCCUGCGUUGUAUGCGACCCUGCGUGCGACUGAGGACAGAGAGGCGAUUCAGAACGGCAUCGCGACACUCACGCUCAUCAUCCGCAAAGACAUCAACCAGCUCAUCCACUGGACUGACCCCACGACGGGCCAGUCCGGGCUCGACGGCGUUCUGCAGGUGAUUGCGAAGCAGCUGCAGAGUGAGGACGAAUCUGGCGGGCUCGUCAUCGGGGAUCUCAUCAUUCACCUGUUGAGGCGCGCGGGCGAGGCGGUCCUGCCUGUGCUCCCGCAGCUGCUCGAGGCGAUGGUUAGGAGGAUGCGUACGGCGAAGACGGCGACGUUCUUGCAGAGCUUGAUCAUCCCCUUCGCAUUCUUGAUCCACAAUCAGCGUGACACAGUCCUCAACCUCCUCGAAAGCCAGCAAAUCGACGGCACAGCCGCACUGGACAUCCUCGUUCGCACGUGGUGUGAGAACGCGGAGACAUUCCAAGGCUUCUGGCCGCCUCGAAUCUCCACCCUCGCGCUCUGUUCGUUAUACGUUAGCGAACGCCCCAGCUUGCAGAAUCUCGUUGUAAAGGGUGAUAUUGUGGUGAAGCCGGAGACGAAGAACGUGAUCAUGACGCGCUCGAGAACUAAGCAAAUCCCCACGGAGUUCACGUCCGUACCAUUCCCUGUCAAGGCGCUCAAGCUCCUCUUGCACGACCUGCAGUCCGGUGGUGAAGCGGCGUCCAUGGGCUUCUCGGCAAAGGACGUCUCAGAAGUAGCUUCGGACGACGGGGCCGAGGACUGGACCGAGGAGGAGGCGCUCCACCAGGGCUUCAAGGCGGACGAGUUUGCGUUCCUGUCGGACAUGCUAGGCCCCCGCGGGGUGGCGUUCGACAACGACGACGCGCUCGAGGGUAAUGACGAUGAGGAUCUGAAGAACGACCCGGUCUCGACGAUGGACUUGCAGGCACACCUGCUAGGCUUCUUCAAGGAGUGCGCGGCGAGGAAUACGGGCAACUUCUCCGCUGUGGUACAACAGCUCACCCCGGAGGAGAUUCAGGUGGUGCAAAAGGCGGUCAGCCAGUAGUCAUCGAUAGACACGGUCGAUGUUGGAAAAUGUUUGGUAGCCAUCCGUGUUGGAAAGAUAUUACGACGUCACGAUCAUGUAGAGUUCCUUAGAUAUGCAAAUGAGGGAUCCAUUGGAGACAUUAUGUGCAGUCCUGUGUGAUAUAAAGUAUGUACUGUUGCUUGAGACGAUGCUCUAUAGUACAGACUUCCUGCGAUAGGCCAAAACUUAACAAGUAUCCAACGUGGCAGGGGCCCAGCCCAACACUCCCAACGCAAUACUCAAAGUCCCUCCUUGCCCAUAUCCCACUCCCUCACCGCCCCGCGCUUCUUAUACUUGAUAUCCAGCGCGCUCACCUCCCCUGCCUUCUUCUCACUCGCCUUAUCCUUCUCUUUACUGAUCCCCCAGCGCUCCAUCGCCUUCUUGUCCUCCCUGUCCUGCCGCCGCAGGCGUAUGAUCUCGAGCAUCGCGUCCCACCCCGCAAACUCGGCGUCACUGAUGAGGCCUGUGGCAGGGAUCGUCGGCAUCGUGAGGGGGGCAACGUCCAGGCGCGGGUCGUAUGCCUCAUCGAAAUACUUGUCCAUCUUGGACGGGAGAUUGGACGCUGGGGGUGGGAUGGGCGGACCGACGGAAGGCGAACGGGAACGCGAGCGUGAGCGCGAGGGAGAGAGGGAGGAGUGGAGGGUGCGAGAGGACGAAGAGCCGGGCUUGGAGGGUGUGGCGCGGCGCGAGGAUCUGCACUUAGGGCGCUCGUGCUCGUGGUCCUGGGCACGGCGAGGGGACGGCGAUGGGCUCUGAUGCGAAGGGGAGCGCGACUGAGACGCACAGCGCGACUUCUUACGAGAAGAUCUAUAGCUUCCCUCGCGCUCAUGGUCGUAUUCGGGCGAAGGCGAUCGACUGGGUGGACGCCGAGAAGACCUCCGGGUGCGGUCAAGCGAAGGAGUGCGACCUCGGUCUGAAGGAGGCGUCGGCGUAGGUUCCGUGGCUUUGGCCUUGCCUUCCGCCCUGAGUCGCGCACGGAGCUCGUCUUCGCGUGAGACGAGAGUCUUCUCGCUGUCUUGGGUAUCCUGAGUCACAGACGCCUGGCGGUCGGCAUAGUCGGAAGAGUCACCAUCCUUCUGAGAAUGCGAAGGAGAUGGGGAAGAUGUCCGUGAAGCUCUAGCCGCGCGGUGCCGUGGGUGGUCAUCAUCGGGCGAUGCUGAGUAUCGCGAAUGCGCUGGAGAUCUGCUAGCAUGCCGGCGACGAUGUCGAGGUUCCGUGCUGCGCUCCCGCCGCCUUCGCUUGUGCCUGUCUUCAUCGUCUGCCUCGCGAUCCGGAGGGCGACUUCGUUUUCUCUCCCGAUGGCGGCGCCUGUACUCACGAUCCUCAUCGUCUUCUUCUCGGCGGGGAUAUCGAUGAGAACUCCUGGACCGAGACCGCCUCGACUUGUGAGGCCGCCUGCUCUUCCGCUCCCUCUCCUGGCCUUCCUCUAGCGAGCGCGAGCGCGAACGGUGCCUGUACCGGCGAUCUCUCCUGUCCGACCGCCGCUCCCUAUCUUCACCACGGUCAUCAUCUUUCUCCCAGCUUCUCUCUCUCCUCUUCCUGUCACUCCGCCGCUCCCGGGCCCAAUUGUCCGCCCAGUCCGACCUGCCGUCUCCCCUCCGCCGCCUGAGCCUCUCCGCUUCUGCAGCCUCUUCUGCUCUCGCUCUCCGUUCCCUCCGCUCCUGCUCCUCCCUCUCCAAUCUCACUUCCUGCGCAGCUUGAGCCUGAGCGCGGAGGAUGCUCUUAUUGUGGUCAUCUGUGCUCCGGAUGAUGGAGGACAAGAAGCGUUUGUUCGCCUUGGGCGCAUUGCUGUCGAUA